Molecule: messenger RNA, 450 nt
Organism: Zasmidium cellare ATCC 36951
Lineage: Eukaryota; Fungi; Ascomycota; Dothideomycetes; Mycosphaerellales; Mycosphaerellaceae
Exons: 2
Coding region: 1-450 (149 amino acids)
Source: RefSeq, a predicted model, not a curated record
AUGUCGCUCAUCUUCUCCGAGUCCGAGAUCAAGAUGCUCUCUCGCGCCUGGCUCUGCGUCGACGGCGGCAUGCCCAAGAUCGACUACGACCGACUCGCCCAGGAGUGCGGCUUGGCCAAGUCGUCCGCCAACGUCCUCUGGAACAAGCUGCGUCGUAAGCUGGAGUCUGCCAAUGAGAAUGGCGGCGCGACUGCUGCUGGCGGUGACGGGGAUGCUGCUGCUACGCCCAAGAAGAAGACGCCCAAGAAGAAGACGCCCAAGAAGGAGGCUGAUGGUACGGACGCCACGCCCAAGAAGCGCGGCCGCAAGUCCAAGGCCGAGAUGGCUGCUAUCGCCGCUGCUGCUGAGAAUGGAGAUGAGGAUGACGAGGAGAUGGGCAGCGCGAAGAAGAAGGUCAAGGAGGAGGAGGGCACGGGGCUCAUCGAGGCGGACAGCGACGAUGAGGCUUGA